GGCUUAGAAUUGUGUUAGGUUCAGUUUGCCAGUAUUUAAGUAUGUGUCUGUCGGAAUUUCCUGUUGAUUGCUUAAGAUAUGGUCUGAGAAUUCUAAGGUCUCUUUCCUUAUAUUGAGCUCUUGUCUUUUAAAGGUGUUUUUAAUAUAGUUAAUAUUUGUGAAGAAUGUCGGAGGAGUUUGAGGACAAGGUUAAACACUACAGGGACAUGGGGAAGACGGCCUUCGUCAUUGGAUAUACGGGGGAGUGUGGGAAGGAGCUAGUCAAAGCCUUGUCUAAAAAUAGAAUAUUUAACAAAGUUGUCCUCAUUGGUCGUCGGAAAGUGGAGCUGAACCCUGACCCCGGACCAGAGUUUGAACAGAAAAUUGUUGAUUAUGACAAACUGGAGGAACACACGGAGGCGUUUCAAGGAUGCGAAGUUGGGUACUGUUGUUUGGGGACUACUAAAGCUAAAGCGGCAGGAAGGGAAGGAUUUAUCAAGGUCGAUCGGGAUUAUGUACUGAAAAGCGCAGAGAUUUCCAAAUCUGCCGGCUGUCAACAUUUCAGUGUAGUGACGGCUUCAACUGCGGAUAAAAACAGCAUGUUUCUCUACAUUAAAACCAAGGGAGAAGUAGAAGAUGCCCUGAAGAAGAUGUCGUUUGACAAGUUAUCUAUAUUUAAACCCGCGUUCCUGUUGUGUGAUCGCUCAGAACGUCGCCUAGGAGAACGGGUAACCCAGUUCCUAAUGAAACCAUUGAUUUGCAUGUUCCCCACAUAUAGCGCAGUACCAACAUCUUACGUAGGAGGAGCAAUGGUCGUGGACACGGUGACACCUGGUGACGAGAAACUCAGAGUCCACAACAAUGAACAGAUACAUAGCUUGAUUAAGCAGGACAAGAAGAAUUGAGAUAAUAAACAUCACAAAAUGACGUCAUCGUUUUUCUUUCAAAAUUAUGACGUAUUUUUUAUCAAUUAUGACGUUAUUGUUUUCAAAAUUAUGACGUCGUAGCCUUCAAAAUUAUCACGUACUCUGCUCAUAAUUGUAAUCUUUCAUUAAUAUUUCUUUAUUUUCAGAUAUUUCAUUUGUUUAUUUGUCAAAUUCAGAUAUUACUAGGCUUUGUGAGUUUGUUUAUCGCCUGUCUCAAUAACGUUCUCAAUAACUGUGAUAUAUUUUGUUAUCUUUAAGUUGCAAAAUCUUGUUCCAAAUUAUUGUAAAAUAGAUCAAAUUUGUUCAGCUCACACAUUGUUCACAUGUUUUGCUAGAGUUAUUCCCCUUAAAAAUUUCAAUUCAAAGUAUUUUCACCACUAUAUUUUCGAUAAGUUUCUAUCAUGAUUAAUGUUUUACAUAUCACGCAGUAUGGUUAAUGGUUUACUAGGUUAAGAUAUGUAACGGAGUCAGAGUAAGUUAGCGCCGAGCCUCGUUAAUCCAUGUAUCUUAAUCCUCUGGGAAAGAUAACUAGCUGCAUCAAACACCCUACUUGAGAUUGACUAUCUUCAUGUGAGGGGAGUAAUACUAGAUUGAUGAAAAUGCCAUUUAAUAUAAUCUAGUUCUACUUUCAAUUUAAAACAUAUUCAUUUAUCACAGUAAUCGUCGUUCUUUUCAAUAUUUCAAUAUGUAAUAAAGGUUGUUGUUUUUGUUUACUUAUUUACUUCAUGUAAUCAACUAUGUCCCUACCUCUAUACUAAAUGAUCGGUGAUGUCUUGGUUGAACCAGUAUUUUUACAGUUCAAUAUCCCAUUCAAAACUUUAGAGACGCCUUCGUUUUGUUAUUAUUAGAAACGUUUGUUGUAAAGGCGAACGGCGUUGCAAGAACAGUGUUGUGGAUAAUACUAGUUAUUUCGGAAAACAUAUUAUAAGCCAUUACCGAAAAUUAAAUCGUGAGAAUUUA
Molecule: messenger RNA, 1865 nt
Organism: Pecten maximus
Lineage: Eukaryota; Metazoa; Mollusca; Bivalvia; Pectinida; Pectinidae
Product: oxidoreductase HTATIP2-like
Exons: 5
Coding region: 165-884 (239 amino acids)
Biological process (GO): import into nucleus
Cellular component (GO): cytoplasm
Source: RefSeq, a predicted model, not a curated record